GCCUUUCAAAAAUGGUUACAUUCACAACUUGCCUUCCAUACUGCAUUCGACCGCGAACCUUUCGCUCCAUGCGGCUUGUCGUCGCCCAUAAAAAUACGAUCGAUAUUCCAAAUUUAAAAGUUUAGUGUUAUUUAUUUUUAAUUUUGUGCCAGUGUGAAAAUGGUUCGUAAAAUUAGUGCGCUUUUGUGCUGUUUCUGCGUUUUCGGUAUAUCGCUGAGUGACAGCGCAAUAUCUACUGAUAGUGAGCAAAGAUGUCGGAAUCCACCCACAGCGCCGCAGAAGAUCGAACGAGUCAUCACACUGUGCCAAGAUGAAAUUAAACUAUCCAUUUUGAGAGAGGCCCUGGACGUGAUAAAGGAAGAACACACCAUGCCAGCUCAAAGGAAACGAAACAAGAGAGAAGUCCCCUUCACACACGAUGAGAAACGGAUCGCCGGAUGUCUACUGCAGUGCGUUUACCGAAAAGUGAAAGCGGUGGACGGCUUCGGAUUCCCAACUCUUGAGGGUUUGGUGGGAUUGUACUCCGAUGGCGUCAACGAACGUGGUUACUUCAUGGCCGUCCUUGAAGCGUCCCGGGAGUGCCUCAUGAAGAACCACGACAAAUUCUCCAGGACCACGCCUAUGGACAACGGACGCAACUGUGACAUAUCCUUCGACAUAUUCGAGUGUAUAUCGGAUCGUAUCGGCGAGUACUGUGGCAACGCGGGACUUUGAAUUCUCCAUCAGCUUUACUAACCCUGCACACAUUAUUAUAUGUCUUGCAGUUCUCUCACACAAUCGAUAUUGAAUUUGCAGCUUUACCUUUUGGACUUCUGAUAGAUAGUGACGAGUUACUACAGCCUUUAUAUUUCUCUAUAUAAUUAUCAGGAGGAAAAAAAAUGUUAAUGUUUGUAGUUCUUUCCUAUGUCCGGAAACAAUAUUACGUCAUAAUUAUUUCGUUUUACAAUUAAUUUUAGAAAUAUUUCUACUCAGUAUUAGGCCGGUGUCUGGAAUUUGUGCCCGAUAUUGCGAUAGACUCGCCCGUAUACAUUAUGGGACAGAAUACACACGUUGGAAAAUGGGUGCUCCUGUUACGCCUCUCCCUACCCCUUCAGGGAUAAAAGGCGUGAGUGUAUCAUGACAAAUUAUAACCCACACUGUAAAGCAAUCAAUGUGAGAGUCGGCGCGUAAUAAAUUCCUAAAAAAACAACCCUUGUUAUGACCGCUACAUCAAAUUUAACUUGUAUUUGUUACUACUCAGACAGAAAUAUUAUCAGCGAAUGCAAUUCACAAGUUAAUAACGUAUUUAAAUUGAAACUGUCCAAUAAAAUACAAACGUAAUGGUCUUGUUGUGCACGAACUCAUUAAAUCGAAAUUCUCUUAAAACAGAUCAUGCGAAGGGUCCGAAAAGUCGAAAUCAAUACAAGUCAAUUGGAAACGAUAAAAUUGGAAAUGUUAAACUUAAAUGAUGUUAUUAAAAGUCAAAGCAGAAAUGUUAAUUCGACAGCAGUUAACAAACAGACACUGAGUAUACUUAAUAUACUGAUAUUUGAAAGUGUGUGAGAGUCCAGCUUUCUUAAAGAUAAUUUUAGUUACCACCACAAUAAAAACCAUUAGAUAUCUUAUAAGAUAAUAGAGACAUGUUCUGGUGAUUAGCAAUUACGUUGUACAAAUUCCCUGGCGUAUAUCUUUUAUCUUACUUUUUCUCUCACAAACUAUUUCAACUUCUUUUAUAGACCAAUAGUUUUUAAUCGCCAAAAAAGGGGGUAUAUAGAAGAGGCAAGACUAUAAAUGUGCAUUCAGAAUUUUUUUUUAUACGUAAAUGACAUGAGCUAAAAUUUUCAUAAACGAUUAUUUAAUGAAUGACAAUACUUAAUUAUAAAUUAUAUGAAUUGAUUAGUGGACGCUAGAGAACCAAAAUUUGUAUCAAUAUAACUUUUGUUCAUAUAUUACCUAUUUUAUGGAUAAUUUCGAUAUUAUUAUUAUCAUAUGAAUCAGAUAAAGUUAUUACUUCAUUUUUGGUAAUUUUAAACUAGUGGUGAAUUCUUUUGUUUUAUGCUCCCUUUUUCAUUAAACUCUUCUAUUCUGAAAACAAUUUCUACUUCAAUACUAUACAAUAUACACGUUUAGCAUUUUACUAUUUUAUCUUUAGGUUUAAUUUGCUCUUUCUUUAUUGCUAUCAUAAUUUCUAACAACUAUGUCCUAUUAGUGACUUUAAAAUGAUGCAUCAAAUUAUCAGAAUAUGUCUCAAUGUAUAUACAGUGGAGAAUUAGUAAUAACUAUACUAAAUUGUGAUGCUCAAUAACUUUUAGAUAUUUUAUGUAUUUCUUCCAAAAUAGCAAUAUUACCUUUAGAUCACAUCUAUGUGACAUUGGCCUUCCUAGCAUAAUUUAUAUCCUAAGAAUACAUAAUUUGCUAUAAAAUACAAUAUCAAUAUUCAUAGUACCUUCAUAUCAAAUAAAUCUCUUUUAAAUUUUGACUAGCAGGACGACCUAUUAGUCUUACAUUUGAUGGAGAUUUAUUGAGAUAAUACUCAUAUAUGUACGUAUAUAAUUUGUAUAUUUUUAUAAAGGAAAUAAAUUCAGCUUUAUUCAUUUGCUUAUAAGGCUUAGCGGCCGAACUGUAUAUAUUUUAUUUAUACAAACACAUUCUCUUAGAGAAAUCUUAACGAACUGAUAGAUUAAUGUAGUUCUAAGUUUAUAUCUAAUAAAGCUCUGUAUAUACUU
Manduca sexta (tobacco hornworm) is the source of this 2705-nucleotide messenger RNA. It is a transcript of the gene Obp73a, whose product is annotated as general odorant-binding protein 70. NCBI's taxonomy places the organism in Eukaryota, Metazoa, Arthropoda, Insecta, Lepidoptera, Sphingidae. Bases 160 to 714 code for a protein of 184 amino acids. The record is from RefSeq and is a predicted model, not a curated record. Gene Ontology annotation, molecular function: odorant binding. The transcript has 6 exons.